AUGAGGAUAUUGUCAUGGAACGUAAACGGGAUCCGCAAUCCCUUCGCCUACGCCCCCUUCAACUCCAUGUCGAAAUCUUACAAACUCCUCCUCGACCACCUCGACGCCGACAUCAUCUGCCUUCAAGAAACCAAGAUCCAGAUGAAGGACUUGACGAUCGAUAUGGUCGCCGUCGAGGGCUAUGACGCGUUUUUCUCGCUACCGAGGCAGAAGAAGGGGUAUAGUGGGGUUGUGGUCUAUGUGAGACGGGAGAGAUGUGUGCCGGUGAAGGCGGAGGAGGGGGUUACGGGGCGCUUGGGGAUGAUCUGGGAUAAGGACAGGAUGUAUAUGGACUCCACCAACGCAAUAGGCGGCUACCCACCAGACUCAGCCUACACCAUGCCCCCGGCCACUCUGGACUCAGAAGGCCGCGCCGUCAUCCUCGACUUCAACCUCUUCGUCUUCAUCGGCCUCUACUGUCCCGCCAACUCUGGCGCAACCGACGAAGGCCGCGAAUUUCGGCGAGCUUACUUGAAGGCUGUGGAGGAUCGUGUGAAGUGUUUGAGGGAGGAAGGGAGAGAGGUUGUUGUGGUGGGUGAUUUGAAUGUGUGUCGGAGUGGGAUGGAUACGGCUGAGGGAGCGAAGUUGUGUAAGGAUGAGGAGUGGGUUAAUGACUUUGGGCGGUUAUGGAUGACACGAUUGGUGGGACCUCCGCCAUCGUUGGACGAUAAUGAGGAGGCGGAGGAAGCACCGCGGCUACUGGAGGAUUUGUGCCGCAAAUUCAACCCGGAGAGGGAGGGUAUGUUCACAUGCUGGAACACACGUUUAAACUCCCGUCCGAACAACUACGGUGCACGAAUUGACUACGUGCUCACAUCACCCGGUCUCGCACAUUGGUCCUCGCACGCUGAUAUUCGACCGGACGUCAUGGGCUCGGAUCAUUGUCCUGUGUAUGCUGAUUUCAAGCACGAACUACUACCAGAAUCAAACGAAGAGGAGAAAGAACAAAGGUGGUUGCUGGAUCUGGUUAACCCACAAGGGACGUUCGUGCAGAACGUGAGGGUCGCACCACCACCUCCACCACCACAACUCUGCGCAAAGAAUACUGGGGAUUUCAAGGGUCGGCAGAGCCUGAAAGAUUUAUUUGCGAAAGGGGCAUCAUCGGCUUGCUCAGGAAAUGCGAGUCCUGUUGCUGCGGCGGAGAGCGUACCUUCCAACGCUACAUUUCAAGCAGCGGCGCCGCUGAAGAGGGCUGCCUCCGAUGCAUUAGGUUCUAACGCGGGCGAGACGAAGAAAACAACGAAGAUUCCGAAGAUUACAAAGGAUGCUUCGCCUGGGCAGAAGAGCUUAAGGGGCUUUUUCACGGCGAAGGCGCCGGCGCCAGCGGUUCAGCAGAGUGAUCCACCCGUGAAAGUUAGCAAGAGCACGCAAGCGACCAUAGUGGCUACGGAAGCCCCGGCCAAUCUCGACUGUGUGGAUAUUUGCGAUCCACCCAAAACCCUAGCAGAAGCGAAACCAAGCGGCACGAUAACUGAAGCCGACUACGCCAUAAUCCAACCCGAAACCACCCGCUCCUCCUGGUCCACCCUCUUCACCAAACCCACUGCCCCCCUCUGCACGACCCAUAACGAGCCCUGCACCGAACUCACCUCCAAAAAACCUGGCCCGAAUAUGGGCAGGAGAUUCUGGAUUUGUUCGAGACCUGUGGGGCCGGGGUAUGAUAAUGGGGAGAGGCCAAAGGGGGAGGUUAAUCGGGAAUGGAGGUGUAACUAUUUUAAGUGGAGUAGUGAGGUUGGCCGGAAGUGA
Saitoella complicata NRRL Y-17804 is the source of this 1785-nucleotide messenger RNA. RefSeq names its product DNase I-like protein. The coding region runs from base 1 to 1785 and encodes 594 amino acids. Gene Ontology annotation, biological process: base-excision repair. The record is from RefSeq and is a predicted model, not a curated record. The transcript is spliced from 2 exons. Gene Ontology annotation, molecular function: zinc ion binding; endonuclease activity; DNA-(apurinic or apyrimidinic site) endonuclease activity. NCBI's taxonomy places the organism in Eukaryota, Fungi, Ascomycota, Saitoellomycetes, Saitoellales, Saitoellaceae. Gene Ontology annotation, cellular component: nucleus.